Colletotrichum karsti is the source of this 3669-nucleotide messenger RNA. RefSeq lists its product as uncharacterized. NCBI's taxonomy places the organism in Eukaryota, Fungi, Ascomycota, Sordariomycetes, Glomerellales, Glomerellaceae. The transcript is spliced from 7 exons. Bases 1 to 3669 code for a protein of 1222 amino acids. The record is from RefSeq and is a predicted model, not a curated record. Gene Ontology annotation, molecular function: protein binding.
AUGGAAGCGAUCGGGUUGACGGCCAGCCUAAUCGCAAUCCUGGAACUAUGCGGCAAAACCAUUCUCUACAUCCAAACGGCCAAAGGCGGAAGUAAGCAGAAGGCCCAGUUGAUGACCGAGAUACAGUCUUUGCAGCUUGUCACCGGCCAACUUCACGAUGUCUCCGAUGACGAUGGGUGGAAGAGGACGAUGGAGAUUCUCGCCGAACCCGGCGCGCCCCUGAAGCUGCUCGAAGAAACGCUGAGAUCUCUGGUGCAGAAGCUAGGUUCAAACGCCGGCUUACGCCGUGGUCUCGAUGUCGUUCUGUGGCCCUUUCAAGAGAAGGAAGUGAAUAGCAUACUCGCUAUGAUUGAGCGCCAGAAGGCAUCUCUUUCCCUGGCCCUGGAAAACAACAGCAGGCUGUUACAGGACAGGAUCGCGUCGCAAGUUAACAGCAACCACGACAGUCUGGAAGAACUCAAAACGAUAUGCGGCGGUCUACAUGACGAGAUCAAUACGGUGAAGCGCAGCUUAGAGCAGUCCAGAGUGCGGGAGACACUCCAGUGGAUGACCAAGCUGAACUUCGGGCCUCGACACGAUACCAUAUUACAGUCAUGGGACAGAAAAUCAGGAACGGGCACGUGGAUACUUCGUCAUCCCUUGUUUAUUGAAUGGACGGCGAGCAAGACUACAGAAACCAAGCUCUGGUGUUAUGGAAUACCUGGUGCCGGCAAAUCUGUGAUUGCGGCAAUCAUAUUCGAUCACCUGAGGGAAAGCCUAAAGCCAUCAAAUCAAUAUGUUAGUGUGGCGACUUUGUAUUGCGACCACGAACAACAAGCGGAUCAGAAUUUGGAUGAACUUGAGCGCAGCAUUCUUCACCGAGCUCUGGCCGACUGCGUAACGCUUCCAGCAGCCCUUCAAGAUCUUCGAAACGAAACGAAAGAUGGAUUCUCUCCGUCACUGGUCAAACUUCACUCAGUCAUCGCAUCAUCACCGGCCGCAUCUCAGACUCUAUUUGUCGUACUGGAUGCUCUGGAUGAGGCCAGCGAGAUUGUACAGGAUCAACUUGUUGACCGGAUCUCAGCGCUCCCGUUCAGAGACGUGAGGGUUUUGUGCACGUCGCGUACAUGGCCCAAGUUUGAGGAGACUUUCGCAGGUUCGCCACAGAUCGAGGUCUCUGCAUCCGACAACGAUGUCGAACACUUCGUACUCAAGAAGAUUGAGGACGUAUCGAGAUUGCGCAAAUUCAUGGGAGAAAGUACCACUCUCAGAGAUCAAGUGGUUACCAAGGUCCUCGAAAAGGCCAAAGGAAGCUUUCUCAUGGCAAAGCACCACAUGGACGAGCUUUCCUCCGCAAAUACCCGGAAGCAGUUACUUAAAAAGCUUGAGAAGCUACCAGAAAAGAUGCAAGAUGCCUAUGACCUUACUAUGAAGAGAAUACGACAGCAGCCCAGCUCCGACAAGACCUUAGCUGAGAGAACUCUAUCGUUGGUCUUCGGUGCUCACACGCAACUCAAUCUCUGGGAAAUUCAGCACGCCCUAGCCACUUUGACUCUCUACAAAUACGAUAGGGACGAUGAGGAGGAUGAGCCAGACGGAAUCGAGGAAGACGAUCUGCCGAGCGCGGACACCAUCGUCCAAUGCUGCCAGGGGCUUCUGAUUGUAGAAUACGGAGACUCUGAAUGGUUCUUUCCUGGUAUCCGCGCUUCUCACUACACUGCUAUGCUACUUGCCACGGCUUGCUGCUACUACUUGACGCUACCCAGCCUGCAGAAUGCCUUCAAAGACAAACCACAGUUCGGUAAAUUCCCGCCGGACUUCCCACUUGAGCCUUACGCUAGUGAUCACUGGGGUGUUCACUUUUUUGAAGCUCGUAGCGAGUCACCGAUUUCCUUGAGGAGCCAUGUUGAGGGCGCAUUGCAACAUGGUUGGACGAGGUUGAAGGAACUCGCAGGGAUGUCGAGGUACGAUACAGAAACAGUACGCGAUAUCCUGGCGCCUUUUCGUGUCCUCCGGGUAAUUGAUCAGUGGGGAGGCGACGUCAACGCAGUUGACGGCAAAGGAGAAAGCCUACUGUACAGUGCUGUGGCCAAUGGCGACAUUUAUGCUGCCAAAUUCCUUCUCAAGCUACCAAGCCUCGAAAUCGAUCCCAUGAGCCCUUACUUUGAUCGGUUGCUGAAAUUGGCCGUAAGAACUCUAUGGGCAGAUUUGAUACAACAUCUGGUCAAGGUCCUCGCUCUCGAUAAAAGGCUGGUGCGGAGGAGGGACGGCGCCCUGUCGGAAAGACUGAGAAAGGUCCAGAACGACGUAAUUGCGGAAUUUCACAAUCAUUCAGUGGAAAAGCACGAUUUCUUCAAAGUAGACGAUCUUUUCGGGUUUUUCGAUACAGUCUUGAGAACUCUGCAAAAGUUUGAUCCUCAAGACGACAGAAUGCUGCUCAUCAACCUGAUCUCGGCCCUCGAUUAUGUUGCUGAAGAUCAAUUUGAGCUUAUUCGGUUUUUCUGCGAUCAUGAUCUCCGUCUCAAAGCCACAGACGCCGAUGGAAAUAAUAUCCUACACCUGGCAGCUAAGCUUGUCCACGAUGACGCUACGAGUUUCCUUCUGGAGCAAGGUCUCAGCCCGGACCUGGUCAACGUGCAAGGAAAGUCGCCUGCUCAGGUGGCAAUUGAUAACAACAACUUUCGUGUUUUCUUGCAGCUUCUCUCCGCGAUGAGCGUCUCGGCCAGAUGUCAACUGACCGACACAAGGCAGGCUGCAAUUGCAAAUUCGCAUAUAGAAAGGCCUGAAGACGACGGCUUCUCGAUUCUUUUAUCUGAAGCCAAGACAGGGCACUUUGGCUCGGCAAUCGACGCAAGGAAAAGAACGGCCCUUAUGUGGGUAGUCAGCGAGGGCAGACUCAAUACAGCCGAAAAGCUGGAAUGCAUCAACUUGCUUUUGGACCUCGGCACAGACAUCAGCUCGCAAGACGACAAUGGCAUGACUGCUCUGUCAUAUCUAACAGCCGGACCUUCUGCCUGGUCUAUUAAUCUCUACGACGAGCUACUUGCUGCUGGCGUAGACCAGAACGCACAAGACUGCAAGGCCAUGGCACCGAUUCACCAUAUAGUUUUUCAAAGACCAUGGGUCCCAAGUGGCCAGCUGAGCUUAAUUGUUGAACUUCUGCUCGACAAAGGCGCCAACGCUGGCGACAAAGAUAGUUCUGGUAUUUCUGCAGUCGGCCAUCUUAUUCAUUCAGGGGGAUAUGCGGACGACGACGCGCUUGAAGCGGCGCAGAUUCUGGCUAACGAAUACGGCGAAUUGGGUCCUACCUAUCCUACCUUGGAAAACACCUUCGUCGCCAGUGAUCAGAAAACCUCCAGGUGGGCGGAAGUCGAUAUCAAACCUACUCUUGCCACCCUGUGGCUUCUUCUCGGCAACGAGGCUCUGGACACGGUAUCAUUAUUCGGGCUGAAGGUUGAAAACACCACUGGAUAUAAAGCCACGCUACGGUUGACUGAGCUAGUCAAGUCUGAGAAAGAUGCUCUUGAGGAAUGCUAUCAAUCUGAUAAGCCGCUGGAGUGGCUCGGUCGGACUCAAAUCGACAGAAGGAUCAAAGAGGAGAUCGGUGAGCUUCUCAAUCUGGCAGGGAUGGAGCUAACAAGUCCAUCGAGUUACGAGGGGUCGGAUACCAGUUCAUGCGAAUCGACUUGA